GGCGUUCAAUCAUCUUCAGCGAUGACAACAGAAGUAGCCCCGCCCCCUCAGAGGUUUACGCAGUCCACUGAUCUGAUGGCGUAACGUGAGUGUCGACGCCACUCUUUAGACCCAUCCACCGUCUGUGAGAUCGUGUAGGACCCCGCAGCUCGGUGUACGCUGCCUGUGCGUGAUUGGUUAGUUUUUUUUGUGGGUUGCGUUUAAAGACGUCCGAAUUUGGCAGUUACCCAAAAAAAAAAAGUAGGCUGUUAAUUGAGAAAAACAAAGACAAAAAACAUGUGCCCAAAAGUGCUGCUAUCAUCGGACGGUACUAAAAAAAAAAAAAGAAAUCUAAAUUCUCUAAACAAAUGGCAUGAUUGUUUUUAAUGGGCUCGGUUGUACGAGCAGCGUAUUGCGUUGGGCUGCUUGUUGUGGGCUUUUAUUUUGACAGCUGGACUCUUACCCGGAACAUACUGUCUGUAGCGAGUAGCAGCACUUGGAUCGUCGGUAGUCAAAAGUCCAGACCGGUCAUUUGACAAAUUCUACUUCUGUACAACCUCAUGUUCAAUUUUGCAUAAACUGCAGGGUGAUGUUUAGGAGUGUAUUCAGGUGCCUUAGGACCAAUCCUGUUGCUGGCCAAAGGACUAUGUCUCAAAGCAGCCUUGCUGGAAAGGUAGCUAUAGUGACUGCCUCCACAGAUGGAAUCGGUCUAGCUGCAGCUCAGGCUCUGGGGAAGAGAGGAGCCCACGUGGUGGUGAGCAGCCGACGGCAGGCCAACGUGGACAAGGCUGUGGCACUGCUGAAGAGCCAGAGCAUCCAAGUGACUGGGACCACCUGUAAUGUUGGCAAGGAAGAAGACAGAGAGAAACUGGUUCAAAUGACUCUGGAUCAGUGCGGGGGCAUCGACAUCCUGGUGUCCAACGCAGCAGUCAACCCUUUCUUUGGAAACAUCAUGGACUCCACAGAGGACGUCUGGGACAAGAUCCUGUCUAUAAAUGUGAAAUCAUCCUUCCUCAUGACUAAGCUCGUGGUGCCUCACAUGGUGAAGAGGGGGGGGGGAAAUGUGGUAUUUGUGUCAUCGGUGGCAGCUUACCAACCAAUGCAGGCCCUGGGUCCUUACAGUGUGAGUAAGACAGCCCUGCUGGGUCUGACCCGGGCGCUGGCUCCCGAGCUGGCUGACAGUAACAUAAGAGUCAACUGCGUGGCCCCCGGUGUUAUCAAGACCCGCUUCAGCUCUGCGUUAUGGUCAAACGAAGACAUCAUGGACGAGUUCAAAAAGCAGCUCAGCAUUAAAAGAAUUGGAGAGCCGGAGGAAAUUGGUGGAGUGAUUGCUUUCUUGUGCUCUGAGGAGGCUUCCUACAUCACUGGAGAGACGAUCACAGUGACCGGAGGGAUGGCCUGUCGACUCUGAAGAUCACAUUUGCAUUUGAUUGUGUGUGUUCAGUGUAAAUAUACAGUAUGUUAUGAUUAUGAUUAUAUUUUUAUUACAUCCACUACUCAUCUGAAGUGCACAGCCAGAUUAAAGCUGGACUAGAUUAAUACUUAAGAAACCUUAAUAUAACCAAUUAUUAAAGAUUGUUGGGGUCUUUUAAGUGGCUGAUGUUUUGUUUGUGUGAAGAUUUCUAAUCAAGAUAUUGAAAUGUAUAAAACAUUCCUAAAUAACACCCACAGACCAGGAAUGUCCAUUCUGAUAGCUGUGAUAAUAAAUGUUAUUCUCCAUCUGAUAAAUUGAAAUUAAAAAUUACAUUUCUAAAUAAA
Dicentrarchus labrax (European seabass) is the source of this 1737-nucleotide messenger RNA. It is a transcript of the gene dhrs4, whose product is annotated as dehydrogenase/reductase (SDR family) member 4. The record is from RefSeq and is a predicted model, not a curated record. Gene Ontology annotation, molecular function: carbonyl reductase (NADPH) activity. Bases 569 to 1390 code for a protein of 273 amino acids. NCBI's taxonomy places the organism in Eukaryota, Metazoa, Chordata, Actinopteri, Moronidae. The transcript has 9 exons.